AUGGAUGCAUCGGGUGUUAGAAUACAAGUUUUGAUAUGUGCUGACCAUACACCUAAAUGGAAAGAACGGAUUCAGGAGAACAUGACAUGCAUAAUCAACAACGACACGGUUUAUGAUAAUGAUUUUCAAUGGAAGCUUUGUGAUCAUCCCAAGAAAUUCGUGUUCCUGGGUGGUACUACUUUGAAAGCUGUUGAUGUUCAAAACAUUCCUCUAACAAAGUAUUGUUUCAAAGAUUUUGUUAAUGUCCUUAGCAAGUAUUUACUUUACUUUGGUAACUAUUUCGUAUACAUUAUUGGGGUUGUGCAUGAGAUUAACAAUUUCCAAUGUAACACACCUGGGAAAAAGACUUGUGUGUUUCUCAAUCUGAAAGACCUAAGUGGUAAAAUUAUUAAGUGCACUUUGUGGGAAAGCUAUGGAACUAUAUUUUUGGAUUACUACAACUAUGCCAAAAACAGUGGUGCUAUUGUCAUUAUUCUCACCCGUGCAAUGAUCAAGGAUUCAAAAGUUUCAAAUGGAUGGAGUGGUUCUAAGUUGCUAAUUAACGAGGAAACUCCAGAGAGUACAACCGAUUUGUCUAAGUUACCUCCUGAUGAGCAGACUAAAAAUCCAACUCAGUCAUCAAAGUCUAUGUCUAUUUAG
Molecule: messenger RNA, 639 nt
Organism: Vicia villosa (hairy vetch)
Lineage: Eukaryota; Viridiplantae; Streptophyta; Magnoliopsida; Fabales; Fabaceae
Exons: 6
Coding region: 1-639 (212 amino acids)
Source: RefSeq, a predicted model, not a curated record